Messenger RNA from Scophthalmus maximus (turbot), 4393 nucleotides. Its product is annotated as integrin alpha-M. Gene Ontology annotation, cellular component: external side of plasma membrane; integrin complex. Gene Ontology annotation, molecular function: integrin binding. Gene Ontology annotation, biological process: cell-cell adhesion; cell-matrix adhesion; integrin-mediated signaling pathway. Bases 150 to 3581 code for a protein of 1143 amino acids. NCBI's taxonomy places the organism in Eukaryota, Metazoa, Chordata, Actinopteri, Pleuronectiformes, Scophthalmidae. The transcript has 30 exons. The record is from RefSeq and is a predicted model, not a curated record.
GUGCCUUGGAACUGAACCGUCAUCUAAUGAUUUCUGCAUUUUGCUUUCAACAUCUCCCCCUUUGCAAGUGGUAGAAAUAGUUGUAGUUUUCACAUAUAUUCAAUGUGAGCUCAGAGAAUAUACGUCAGCAUAUUCAACAGAAUACCACGAUGGACUGGAUGAUAACUGCCUCUGUAUUAUUGUCAGUGUUAAAAACAGCGCUCUGUUUCAAUAUCGACCCUGUGGCUUGGAAGUCCUGGAGCAACGAUGCUGCAGGGUUUGGCUACCAGGUGGUGCAAAGACCGUCCGACGUGCUUGUCAGUGCUCCCCUUGCACAAUAUUCACAAAAUAGAAGGGGGGAAAUAUACAAAUGCUCUGGUACCAUAAAAUCCUGCCAAAAAAUGCAAAUUCAAGUGCCAGAGUUUGCAGUCAACAUGUCCCUUGGUCUGACAAUGACGAGUGACCCUGUCACACAAAGCACUAUGGCUUGUGGACCGACCAUCCCAAAGGAUUGCAAAAGUAUCACCAUGUACAACGGUGCAUGCUUUCAGACAAGCCGCUCUGAUAUUUUUCAAUCCGUUGUGCCUUUGGCUCCCCAAGAGUGCAGAACCGAAGCAGAUAUUGCUUUUCUCUUGGAUGGUUCAGGUAGCGUGAUCAAAAGAGAUUUUACAAUAAUGAAGAACUUUGUGAAAAAAAUGGUCCGCCCAUUUGUGGGAAAAGAUACACAGUUUGCUGUUGUCCAGUUCUCUCGGCUCACCAAAGUCCACUAUUACUUUAAUAACUUUUUCUCAUCUGGACGAUGGGAGUCAAACAUUGAUGGGAUAAUUCAAGAAGAAGAAACAACUUACACAGCUUCAGCCAUCGAAUAUGUGGUCCAAAACGUUUUCACAUCAGCACGAGGUUCCAGACCAAAUGUAAAGAAGAUCUUGAUAGUCAUCACUGAUGGAAUAUCUCAUGACCGCAAUCGAUUGCCAAAUGCAGCAGACUUAGCAAAACGUAAACAAAUUGUUCGAUUUGCUAUUGGGGUGGGAAAUGCGUUCCAUAAUUAUGAUGCAAAACAGGAACUGAAUCAAAUUGCUUCUUCUCCCUCGGAAAAACAUGUGUUUCAAGUGGAGAGCUUUAACGCCCUUGAAGCAAUAAGGAAGAAUUUGGAGGAAAAAAUCUUUUCUAUUGAAGGAUCGCAAUCCAGUGGAGAUUCUCUGAAAAUGGAAAUGGCUCAACAGGGAUUCAGUGCUGCUUAUGUGCAUGGGGGAAUUCAGAUGGGCAUUGUUGGUGCCAACCAAUGGAAAGGAGGCUUCACGAAAUAUACAUUAGCAGACCGGAUGUUGAGUUCAUAUGAGCCUGAAUUUAUGGAGCAAGACAGUUAUCUGGGCUACUCCAUGGCAGUUGCUACAACCCCACAAGGCACCUUGACAAUUGUUGGUGCUCCAAGAUACAAACACAUAGGAGCUGUGUUGACAGUACGGGCAGACCGCAUCCACAAAAUUAUUGAUCCCUUCCUAUGGCACUUUCAGACUGGCGAAUAUUUUGGGGCAGAGGUUUGUGCCAUGGAUGUGAAUGGCGACAGCUACACUGACCUAAUCCUCAUAUCUGCCCCCAUGUACAAGGAGACUGAUAGCGAGGGAAGAGUUUACGUUUGCAGUUUAACUCGUUUGAAUGUCGAGUGUCACUUGGAUUCGCCAUUGGUACUGAGAGGGGAUGCGUCUGACAACGGAAGGUUUGGCUCCUCUCUUGCUGUGCUGCCUGAUCUUAACACCGACAGACUCAGGGAAGUGGCAGUUGGAGCGCCUUUGGAGAAUGACGGUCAGGGCUGCAUCUACAUAUUCCACGGCGAAGGAGGAGGAAGAAUCAGUGCUUCUUACUCCCAGAGAAUUGCUGGUGCUGAGGUCCAGUCAGGACUGAAGUUGUUUGGUGUGUCGAUCAGUCAGUUGUCUUUUGACCACAGUGGAGACAAUCUGCCUGACUUAGCAGUGGGUUCAAACGGCACAGUUGUCUUACUCAGAUCAAAGCCUAUAGUAAUGGUAGACGCUACAGUGUCGUUCAGCCCAAACCAGAUCCCUACUCAAAACAUAGUCUGCUCAGUCCCACUGGAGAACAUGGCUGAAAUCUGCUUUACCAUGAAAGCACCUUCUUCAGUACACACAGCUCAAGCGAGGAUCGAUUACACUUUAAUACUGGAUGCCACCCGCAAGGUCCCAAACAACAGAGCUUACAUCAGUGACAAACAACGGGAGACAACCGGGUCAAUUGAUAUUCAGUUAGGACGGCAACAAUGUCGCAAAGUGAAAUUCUCUAUUGAGGCCUGUCCGGAGGAUGCUCUCAAUGCACUUAACAACGAGCUCAGAUUUGCCUUUGACGGAAAACCUUCUAAGAAAAAUCUUAAACCAAGUCUCGCCCAGCAGGCUAAGACAACAACUUUCCAUGCUUUAGGGUUUGAGAUCAACUGUGGAACUGACAACAAAUGUGUAGACAACCUAAAAGUGGAUUUCAAUUUCAGCCGAUCCUCGGAAGUUCAAGUUGGCAUUGAUGAAUUGCUGAAUGUCACCGUGUCCGUGCAGAACAGCGAGGAAAACUCCUACAACAGCCAAGUGAUACUCACAUACCCGGCCGGGCUCUCCUACAGGAAGUUCACGAGUCUGCAGGGAAGAAUUGAGUGCAGCUCCUUGGACAGUGAAGAUGGAUUAUUACGGGGAAAGACACUCUGUGCUAUUAACAAGCCUAUUUUCAAGAGCAACAUGGAGGCUUUCUUCAUUGUCUCCUAUGGGAUCGAUACCAACAGACAUUUUGAGAGGACAAUUUCCGUCACUGCAAAUGCUACCAGUGGGAAUCAGGAUCACUCCUCUUCAAGUGAAUUUUACAAAAGGAAAUUGAUUGAUGUGAAGUACAGCAUUUUCAUCACAAUUGAAAGUUCCCUCAGCUACAGCAAUUUCACUUUUGGAAAGAACAACUUGCAGAAACCAUACCAACAAUCAAUUGUGGUUACAAAUGAUAUUAGAGCCCUGAAUUUCUCUGUGGUGAUCAAGGUGCCAGUAAAGCUCGGUGACAAAGACAUCUGGGCGGAUUUGAGCAGUUUGCAGAUUCCAAACUGCCAACAACUAGACACAGAUGAAAGGGUUAAUGUCACGGAUUUUGUUUCUCUGAUACAGAAAAAUAAAGUAGUGGACUGCAAUGUAGCCAGUUGCAGAGUGUUCAAGUGCAGUAGGUUCAUGGGAAGACUGGAGAGUAAAACGUACAAAAUCUCUGCCAACCUUAGUUCAGGGUGGAUAGAGCAAAUUGGACUUCCCUCCGCCAAAUUCCUGUUGACCAGCUCGGCCAGUCUGGAGUACGACACCAACCAGUACAUCUUCUUUUCAGCAGGGUCCAAUAACAAGCCUCCUAUUCGCAUGAUUGAAACAGUGAUAGAAGUGUAUCCAGAACCAGACUUCACAAAAGAGAUCGUCGGAGGAUCACUGGGAGGGUUGGCUCUACUGGCUCUACUCACUGCUGGCCUGUAUAAGGCUGGAUUUUUCAAGAGUAAAUACAACGAAAUGAUUAAUGAAGCAGGAGGAGGAGCAGAUCCAGGCGCUGAUGGAGAUGCAGCCACACCAGAACAACUAACAUGAAAUCAGUACAACAUGAUCAGCUAGGUUCUGCAUUUCAUCACAUCAUGUGAAAUUAAACUGAUGAAAUACAAUGUGCUUAAGAGCAGUUUAUUUGAUAACAUAAAUGAUAGUAUUUGAUGCCACUUUUAUUAACUUGAAUUGCUUUUUUUAAAGGAAUAAAUGUCCUGGUCCACUAGGACCAAGACUCUUUUGUGAACCUUAUAGUGUGUUAUUUCAGUGAUUGUCCUUCCUUGUGUGUCUCUGUUUAUGUAAAGUUACUUUCUUGUGAUCCCUUGUGUUUUGUUCAUCCUGAGUUUUGUAUUUCCUGUUUUAUUCUGUAAUUCAUUUCCUGUGCUCCUGUGUCUGGUUUUCUGUUACUUCACGUUUCUUGCGUAUCCCUGUGAUCGUCUGCACCCGUUCCCAAUGUAUCUCACCUGUGUAUCAUUCAUUACCUGUUCCCUCUUGUGUAUAUAGUCUUUGUGCCUUCCUUUGUUCUUGUUGGAUCUUUCUCUUUAUCCCUGUGUAUCCCUGUGUAGCCAUGCCAUGUCAUAUUUCACCUCAGUGCUUGUUGUCCACGUUCCUUUGUUAUGGAUUUUGUUUAUUUUACUGUUGCUUUUUAUCAAAUCCCUUUUCCUCCAAGCCUGCACAUUGGGUCCUGCUUAAACCCAUUGUAACAAUAAAUGGGGGGAAAAAAGGCCAUUUGAUCUAAGUAUUGAGAAUUCAUGCAAGAGAUAUUUGUUUUAUGCUUCAUCAAUAUUCAUUUUAAUACUCAAUGUGACAUUUAUAACAUGUAAAGUAUGACAGAACAGAGAAUAAAUACUACAAACACUUUC